Molecule: messenger RNA, 2142 nt
Organism: Ceraceosorus bombacis
Lineage: Eukaryota; Fungi; Basidiomycota; Exobasidiomycetes; Ceraceosorales; Ceraceosoraceae
Source: the annotation of a GenBank genome assembly
AUGCCAUCUCCCUCGUCGCCGUCGCCGCCGCUGAUGGACCAAGAAUUCCAGUCCAUCUCAGCCGCUCCAUCAACCUCAUCCACCCUUCUCUCCCCCGCACCUCGUCCCCUCUCUCGACGACGAGCCUCUCAACCAGUCUAUCCCAUCUCUCGUCCUCUCACACCCCUCUCCAUCGCUUCUGCAAGGCUCAAUCCGGACAGUAGAUUGGAAAGGUAUGCUGCUGCUACUGCUGCUACCGGUCCUGCGCCUGGCUACUGCGAGUCCGAUGGCGAUGGCUGCACAGCAAGCGGAAGCACAUCUCACUCUGGCUCCGAGGAUGAGGACGAUUUGAAUUGGAGCAGACGCAAAGGUGCGACGGACAGCUUCGAAUAUGUGAGUGUAUGCGGGGUGCUAGUGUCGAAUCAAGCUGCAUUGGCUGCAUAUCCAUGCCCUCUUCUUCUUCUCUGCCCCACUGCCUCCAGCUCGACCUUUCGCUAUCGGUACCUUACACCCUCGUCACCAUGAGAGCAUCGCUCUUGCACCAACUAUCAGACAUCGAGUCGCGCGUCCGCUUGCUCGUCUCUUCCUGGUCACCGCGAGAUCUGGAUGUGUCGGCAAGCGCAGCAGCAGCCAAGACGUUGGCCACGUUUCAUGCUCAAGCAGCAGCCAUUCGAGCAGACGCAAAGAGGUUGACAUGGAUGCUACCUCGCGUACCUGUACCUGCUGCUCUCAACGCUGCUGCUCCUCUACCUCGACUCGCUGCCAAAGGUCAAGAUUUCUUGUCAGAGUGGGACACGCCCACUCUUCCCAAAAUCCCUCUGCCAUCCUUACCGCUGCCGGCUUUGCCUGCUUGGCCCGCUGCUGUUCCGCAUUUCACAUCCGUAGCCGCCGCUCAAUUACCUGCCAACGGAGCUUCGAUCUUGGCAGCUUUGCAAGAUCGACUGGAAGCGAUGCAGAGCGCCUAUGCCGCCCUGACUCUUCGAGACCUGUUCAGCAGCGCCUCUGAGUCAUCCCGGGAUGCUUCAAGCGCCGCAUCCCAUGCGAUCAACAAGAUCUCUGCAGACUCGACAGAUGCGACGCAUGCUGCUGCUUCGGCUGCGGCGCACAGCCAGUUGGAUAUCUUGUUGGCUAGAUUGAGAGCGACGGGAGAAGAGGUCAGGGCUAGAGGCCAUGCGAGGGCUAGCUCAGUCGCUAAGAAAGCCAGAGAGAUGGAGGAUGCUGUUUAUCACGCUGCGCUCGAACUUGCGGGUCAAGGUCAGCGAUUGAUCAGGUAUGAGAACCUGCCAGAAUUGUGGAGGAACAAUGAGCACAUCGUGAGUGCAGAGCGAGCAUUGCGGCUGAUGGUCGGCUGAUGGCGGCUGCGCAAGCUGAGCACACACCCGCUGGCGCACAUCCGCACCAACAGCUCUCUGGCUAUCGCUUCAUUCCUUCUCAAAACUUUGGCGCUCUCUUGCGCUCGACUUUCGAGAUUCACAAUGAGACGGGCAACAUUCACUCUCACCUGCUCGGAGCAGUCAUCAUCAUUCCCCUCUUUUGGCCCUCUAAAGGAUUGGAUGCGGAUACGACGCCGAUGGACCGACUGGUGCAGACAUUGUACCUUGCAGCCGCGCUCAAAUGCCUCGUGCUCUCCGUAUCGUGGCACGUGAUGGCCGGUUGUGCCAAUGCUUGCUGGUUCGAGCGAUUUGCCUGUGUGGACUAUACGGGCAUCGCUUGGCUCGUAGCAGCGAGCGUAUGGACAUUGGUGUACAAUGGCUUUUACUGCCAACCCAACUUGGCCAUGUUUUACUCUCUCACCACGCUCAUCGUGGGAGCUGUGGGAGCAACGGUGCCUUGGGCAGCAUGGUUCAACGAGCGAAGCAACAAGGGCUUGCGAAUCGCAGUCUUUUUGACCAUGUGCUUCACUGCCCUCGCCCCUUUUACGCACGCAGCAUUUGAGCACGGUCUGAUCAAGACGCUGCGAUUCUUUGCUCCCAUCGCUCCAAGUCUGCUAUGCUACGUAGGCGGACUGAUCUUCUACGCCUUUCAAUUUCCAGAAAGCUAUGCGCCCGGCCGCUUCGAUAUUUGGGGACACGCGCAUCAGAUCUGGCACGUGGCCAUCGUAGGCGCCAUCUUGCUGCACUAUCGAGCCGCGCUGAUCUUUCAUGCCAACAGGUUCGACUUUAG